Molecule: messenger RNA, 921 nt
Organism: Seminavis robusta
Lineage: Eukaryota; Bacillariophyta; Bacillariophyceae; Naviculales; Naviculaceae
Source: the annotation of a GenBank genome assembly
AUGGACAAUGUUAACGAACGAGCCGCUCGCGAAAUUCCCGCAGAACCACAGAGACAUAUACCGAUAGACCCAGAUGGACAAGAACCUGUCGACCAUCACCUGCAUGUGGAACCAGCACCGCAAGCAAGUGUGCUAAGCCCCGAUGCAAGUCGCAUGACCUUGUCCGACACGGAACGCCAAUGGGCCAUGGCGAUCAAAGAAGCCGUGUUACAAGAUCCCGAGUUGGAACCUAUCUCCGAUUUUGAUAUUGUCCAAGUUGCCUUGAUGGAUAGAGUCAACAUCGAGGGGGCUCUGGAAAGAAUUUGCAAACUGCAAGCCUUCAAGCAGGAAUAUUGUGUCACUGACACUGUGGAGCAAGGACAACAAGCAAUGCAACGAUGCGUAGAUUUGUUUCCGGGAUUAAUGCUUCACAUUUCGUAUCAGGAUUCCAUGGAGAGUCACUUCUUUGCGGGUGAUGUGACCAAGUUAUACAAGAAUGUUGUGGAGUCCCAAAGGGACACAACAGCAGUCGUUAUGGUUCCUUUCUAUUAUCUGUUUCAUGCCACAAAUCCAGACUUUGAAUCCAUGCGACAAGGCUUGGUGUUUUUAUGUGAGUGCGGAGGCUUCAGCUGGAAAGAUAAUUUCAAAUUGGGGUAUUUCCAAAAGUUUUGGUUGGAGCUUGGUGGUGUCUAUCCCAUCAAAUUCAAGAAAAUGAUGCAUUACCACACAAGCUUGUUCUUCAAUCUACUUCAUUCCAUGGGAAGGCCAUUUCUGCCAAAUGAUGUCAAGGAGGUAUUUGAGAUUGGGCUUUUUUCCGUGUUGGGAAGACUGGACAUAGUGUAUCUUUCUCCAAGUUUGGAAGCUUCCAAUGCCAGAUUCAAGACAAGGAUUGUGGAAUCCCUUCAAACCAGACAUCAGAAUGCAAGUAAUUUUAGGCUCUGA